AAAAAAGAAGAGAAAGAGAGAGCAACAAUGAAGUAGAAAAAGGGAAGAGAAAGAGAUCAAUGAAAAGAAGAAAUCGACGUAGAUAUCGUUUUUGGAAAAAAACUCUCAUCUCAUACCGUGUAAACUCCACUUAAAUUCGCUGAUUCUGUAGUGUGAAUAUCCCUUGUCAAUAGACAAAUAACUUGUGUUUUCUUGUCUCGCUGAAGCAUCAACAAAAUAUAUUUAAUUAUUGAUUCGGUUGUGCACAUUCAAUUUGCAAUUUGUUGGUGCACAUUUUGAAACAAACGAUUUCAUAUAAUGUCCACGAUGGCUAAGGGUUCUAAGGAAAUGUUCGUGGUUAAUUUCAAGGAAAUACCAGAGACGAUAUGCGUGGAAACAAGGUUUAUAACACGAGCCGGGGCAAAUCAAAAGAAGGACCAAAUGCUCUUCUAUAUGAAUGUUAAUCAGGGUCAAAUUGAGCUAUCGAAAUAUGAAGUUCCGCCGGCCAAUGUUAAUAAGGCUGCAAUUGUCUCUUCCCAACAUAAGAGUCUACCGGCUAUUAGAAAUAAGCAACCGGCAGUAAGUGUUAGAAAUAAGACAAUGGUUUUAAGCAAUCCUAUCACCGUAUCAUCUAUGAUGACAAAUACAAACUUACAUACACCUCCUCAGUAUGGUACUGUAUCGCCCAGUGCUCAAUUGGUAACAGUCACGCAGCAGUCAUUGGGGCUGUCAAUGAGUGCUCCGUAUAAUGUACGGAUAUUGCCGGAAACUUCAAACUCCAUAUUAAACACUGUACAGUCUCCAAUGUCGACAGUUAAUCAUCUGACCAUGCCAAAUCCCGUUAUGCCAACUGUGAACUAUAGUGCAGGACAAGUUUUAAUGAACAAUCCCGUCUAUAGAAAGGAUACAGAAUGUAUGACGGAACCAAGAGCCUCAAUUGUUCACCGAGAACAGCAAACGGAUAUAACAAUUUCAGGGUUCAUCUCGAUAGCCGUGCAGUGCAAUCGUGACGAUGAUUUUGAAGAUAUAAUGGAUAAUAAAACAGACAGCAUGGAUUGUGCGGCCACGCAACUAACUGAAGAAGAACAAAAAGAAGAAUUUUUAAAAUAUGUAAAAGAAAAUUCGGUGGAAUAUAAAAACUACAGAGAGUGCUUGAUAUGCGGCGAAGUAUGCAAGAGGACCCAGUAUUUCUAUGGUCACAUGGCGGUACAUAGAGGUCCGAAAGUUCUAUGUUUUGCUUGUGGACUAAAUCUGGAUCAUGAGACUCUAUUGAAUAAACACCAUUGUAACGCCUCAAAGCGAAUUGUCAGAUCACUCCUCAAAUGCCCGUUUAAAAAAUGCAAAGUGGUAGCUGUCUCACGAUUAGAGCUAUACGAUCAUAUUAAUGAGCACAAAAAAUAUCGCCUUCAUAAGUGCUCAGCGUGCCAGAAAGCUUUUUGCACUACACAGGAGUUUCUACGUCAUUUGCUGCUAAGAGCAAAUUGCUAUACGGAGGCGAAAAGAACCCGAAGCCGUUUGUAUGGCCUAACUUCCAAAAUAGAUCGGACGUGUCGCAAUCGAGUCUUUACUAUGCACACACAUUCUAAGACAACUGCCAUGGUAAAGCGUUUGCUGUCUACGCGACGAAACCGUGGAGGUAAUCUUUGCGAAAUGUGUUUUAGACACUUUAAAAGCAAAUUUAUCUUUAAUCGGCACGUAAAGAAGUGCGCUGCUAUGUUGCAAAAAGUAUCGGAGAACAAAAAGGAACAACCGACUAAUGGCAUUUCACUGCAAUGACGACGCUUUUUAGGCCAUGAAGCUAAUCUAUCGAGCGGAAUGAAACAAUUCCUUGACUUUAUCACGGAUUAUACUAAAUUUAGGAAUACCCAUUAAAUUUACGUGAUACUAGUGUCACUUUCUUUGAAGUUUUUGUUUUAUUUUUCUAUAACGAAAGUUCUCAAUUGUAUAUAUUGAUUUACAAAUAAAAUCAAUCAACAAUCUCGA
Molecule: messenger RNA, 1962 nt
Organism: Stomoxys calcitrans (stable fly)
Lineage: Eukaryota; Metazoa; Arthropoda; Insecta; Diptera; Muscidae
Gene: Boh1
Exons: 1
Coding region: 298-1755 (485 amino acids)
Source: RefSeq, a predicted model, not a curated record